CUCUUCUUUGCGCAACUGCUAGGACUUCUCAAGUGCAUGUGGCAACUCAAUCCAGCUCCGGGUGGAAACCGGCGGGGCUUCGGAGGGUCUCGAAGGCCAGGGGAGCUGUCAAGGCUGCAGCGGGGACCGGGGAGGAUCGAGGCGCAGGCGGCUGGGGGGAAACACCCACAAUUUCCACCCCAGCCGCAGCUCCUUCUGCCGCCGCCUAUUUCUUCCAAGACUACAGCUGCGGAGCUACCAAGUGCAUGGGGCGCAACAUUUCCCCUUAUUGUGGGAAGUAAGGAGGCUGCUCUUCCACUUUUUUCUUUUCUUUUUUUCCCCCAGCUUGUCCUGGGGGCCUUUUUCUUCGGAGCAGUCGCCGUCCCCCGUCUGUCGUGCGCUCCGAGGAGGGGUACUAUUUUUCUGCCUGGAAAUAAAGUCCUUGAACAUCCCUGCAAUGAAGAGAGCCCAGGAAAAUUCCUUUUUGAAGUAGUUCCAGGAGGCGAUCGAGAUCGGAUGACAGCAAAUCAUGAGAGCUACCUCCUUAUGGCGAGCACCCAGAAUGAUAUGGAAGACUGGGUCAAGUCCAUCCGCCGAGUCAUAUGGGGACCGUUUGGAGGAGGCAUUUUUGGACAGAAACUGGAAGAUACUGUCCGUUAUGAGAAGAGAUACGGACACCGUCUGGCUCCAAUGUUGGUGGAGCAGUGUGUGGACUUUAUCCGACAAAGGGGGCUGAAGGAAGAGGGUCUCUUCCGACUGCCAGGCCAGGCUAACCUUGUCAAGGAACUGCAGGAUGCCUUUGACUGUGGAGAGAAGCCAUCCUUUGACAGCAACACAGAUGUACACACAGUGGCAUCACUUCUUAAACUGUAUCUCCGAGAACUCCCAGAACCGGUUAUUCCUUAUGCCCAGUAUGAGGAUUUUUUGUCUUGUGCCAAACUGCUCAGCAAGGAAGAGGAAGCUGGUGUUAAAGGAUUAGCAAAGCAGGUGAAGAGUUUGCCAGUGGUCAAUUACAACCUUCUCAAGUAUAUUUGCAGAAGGAGCAUGUAUCCUGGCAUGAGAAAGAUCUGCCCGGGAGUCCAGAUUCUACCACUGACUACUUACGUGUCUUUAUGCAAUUUUCUUAUCCUCUUUGAGACUAAAGAUCCUAAUAGGUUCUUGGAUGAAGUACAGUCCUAUUCAGGAAUUAACAAAAUGAGUGUGCAGAACUUGGCCACUGUCUUUGGCCCUAAUAUCCUGCGCCCCAAAGUGGAAGAUCCUUUGACCAUUAUGGAGGGCACUGUGGUGGUCCAACAGUUGAUGUCAAUGAUGAUUAGCAAACACGAUCGCCUCUUCCCCAAAGAUGCAGAGUUGCAAAGCAAGCCCCAGGAUGGAGUGAGCAACAACAACAGCGACCUUCAGAAGAAAGCCACCGUGGGUCAGUUACAGAACAAGGAGAACAAUAAUACCAAGGACAGUCCUGGAAGGCGGUGCUCUUGGGACAAGUCUGAGUCUCCCCAGAGAAGCAGCAUGGAUAACGGAUCCCCCACAGCUCUAUCAGGCAGCAAAACCAACAGCCCAAGGAACAGCGUUCACAAGCUGGAUGUCUCUAGGAGCCCCCCUCUCAUGGUCAAAAAGAAUCCCGCCUUCAAUAAGGGCAGUGGGAUAGUCACCAAUGGGUCCUUCAGCAGCAGUAAUGCAGAAGGACUUGAGAAAGCCCAAACCACUCCCAAUGGGAGCUUACAGGCCAGAAGGACCUCUUCCCUGAAGGGGUCUGGUACCAAAAUGGGCACCCACAGUGUACAGAAUGGAACGGUGCGGAUGGGCAUUUUGAACUCAGAUACCCUCGGGAACCCCGUGAAUGGUCGCAGCAUGAGCUGGCUGCCCAAUGGCUACGUGACCCUGAGGGAUAACAAACAGAAAGAGCAAGCUGGAGAGUCGGGCCAGCACAACAGACUCUCCACCUAUGACAACGUCCACCAACAGUUCUCUGUGAUGAGCCUUGAUGACAAGCAGAGCAUCGACAGUGCCACCUGGUCCACUUCCUCCUGUGAAAUCUCCCUCCCUGAGAACUCCAACUCCUGCCGCUCCUCCACCACCACCUGCCCGGAACAAGACUUUUACGGUGGGAACUUUGAGGACCCCGUUUUGGAUGGGCCCCCGCAGGAUGACCUUUCCCACCCUGGGGACUAUGAAAACAAAAGUGACCGGAGGAGUGUGGGCGGUCGAAGUAGUCGUGCCACCAGCAGCAGCGACAACAGUGAGACCUUUGUUGGCCAGACCAGCAACCACAGCGCACUGCAUAGUUUAGUGUCCAGCCUGAAGCAGGAAAUGACCAAACAGAAGAUAGAGUAUGAGUCCAGGAUAAAGAGCUUAGAACAGCGAAACUUGACUUUGGAAACAGAAAUGAUGAGCCUCCACGAUGAACUGGAUCAAGAAAGGAAAAAGUUCACAAUGAUAGAAAUCAAAAUGCGAAAUGCCGAGCGAGCAAAAGAAGAUGCAGAGAAGAGAAAUGACAUGCUUCAGAAAGAAAUGGAGCAGUUUUUUUCCACAUUUGGGGAGCUGACAGUGGAACCCAGGAGAACCGAGAGAGGAAACACAAUAUGGAUCCAGUGAGGCUGAUUUCUCCCACUGUCUCCAGUGGCUCUGGGGAAGACUCUGGGGGUUCUCGUGGGAAUAUUAUAUAGGAUCAGGUGGCUGGUCACCUGGCUGUACAGAGCUCUAACUGGGGAAGACAUAUCAUUUACAGACAUUGCCCAUCCAUAUCUGCAGUGUGUACCAAAGUUGUAUCAUGCCCCAUAAUGCUACUGUCAAGUGUUACAACUGGAUAUGUGUAUAUAGAGUAGUUUUUAAAAAGUAAACUAAAAAUGAAAAACAUAUCUCAAUAAUUAUUUUAUUGCAAGUCUUGUAUUUAAAAUGUUAAAUCAGUAUGUCAUUGCAGUUUAGCUUGCUUUCAAGCUUCACCCCUUGCACUUAAGCUAUUUUUGGCAUUGUGUUAUCAUCAGCUUAUUUUAUAGAUCAAUAUUUUUAUUUCCCCUUUUGCUGAGGAAAUGAAAAUAAGCAGAUAUAUAAAUAUAUAUAAAUAUAUAUAAGAUGAGUUAUUAAAAUCAAAAAGAAUACUUUGUGGCUGUGCUGUUUGUGCCAAUGGACUUUGCCAUGACCAAAAAGAGAAAUGUAAAUAAUUUUAUAAAAUACGGUAGAAUCACCAGGAACCUUUGAAUUACUCUGUAAAUUCUGCCCUUGACACUGCUCAAUUUUCUUGGUGAGAUGUUUUGACACAGGAGAUUUUGGACCAGUAAAAAAGUCCCCUUCUCAAGCCCCCUGGUCUGCCUUGCCCAUUCCACAGAUGUAUGUCCCCUAUGCAGGAUGCACCUUAGAUGAGAAGUAUGGUUAUUUUUUAAAAGAGCAUUUAAGCAGUCAUGCCUUGAAUUACUCUGUCCUUCUACUGGAUGGUUAUGAGGGAGAUUCUUCCUGCCAUUGGGAAGUUGAAGAACAAUGCUGGCUAACCAGUGCCUACAUUGAGCACAUGUCCUCUAUUCCAACCCCGCACCCCUCACUUCCCCACCCACAACGCAAACAGUGAAAUAGUAUUACCGUGUCUCUCUCAGUUAAACUGCUAGAGUGUGUGCCAUAUAUUCUGCUUUCACUCAGGCCUGCUGCUCUGUUGUCGUCUAGGAUUCUUUCUGCACAACAGAGGGUAAAGGCAGUUUGCAGCAAGUGGGAGCUGAUGCAGGGGAAGGGGACCAGAAGGAGGAGGAGACAAGAUUGGAAGAAACUAACUAUUUUGCUUCUAAUUUGUACAGUAUUCUCCCCUGUCAAAAACAUUUAUUCACAAUAAAUUUAAAAUGUGAAUCUUUAAA
Mesoplodon densirostris (Blainville's beaked whale) is the source of this 3818-nucleotide messenger RNA. RefSeq names its product Rho GTPase activating protein 24 (gene ARHGAP24). The record is from RefSeq and is a predicted model, not a curated record. Bases 37 to 2574 code for a protein of 845 amino acids. Gene Ontology annotation, molecular function: GTPase activator activity. The transcript has 10 exons. Gene Ontology annotation, cellular component: focal adhesion. Gene Ontology annotation, biological process: negative regulation of ruffle assembly; negative regulation of Rac protein signal transduction; activation of GTPase activity. Lineage: Eukaryota; Metazoa; Chordata; Mammalia; Artiodactyla; Ziphiidae.